This is a messenger RNA of Ilex paraguariensis (yerba mate), 312 nucleotides long. The record is from the annotation of a GenBank genome assembly. Lineage: Eukaryota; Viridiplantae; Streptophyta; Magnoliopsida; Aquifoliales; Aquifoliaceae.
AUGUGUGUGGUCCUACCAACCUCUCAAACCCACAGUUUUAUAGAGAAGACCAAUCUGAAUGCAGAAUGGUGCUUUGGAUUCCAGUCUGUUGCUGUAAUAACGAAUUGUCGUGUCGUUUUCAACGAAAUUGGCCCCGAUGGAGCAGCUGCUACCGCUGAUGAAGAUGAUCGGCUCUUUCCUAAAUGCUUACGCACCACCCGAAGCCCUGUAGGCAAGUUUCCCGAUGUGCCUUUCGGUGGAGGACCUAGGAUGUAUAUCCAAUUUUUUUGGGUACGUGGAUAUACAUCUUUGUACUUUAUCUUCCUAUCUUGA